This is a messenger RNA of Aethalodelphis obliquidens (Pacific white-sided dolphin), 3738 nucleotides long. RefSeq names its product CDC42 effector protein 4 (gene CDC42EP4). Bases 1557 to 2612 code for a protein of 351 amino acids. Gene Ontology annotation, cellular component: cytoplasm; cytoskeleton; plasma membrane. NCBI's taxonomy places the organism in Eukaryota, Metazoa, Chordata, Mammalia, Artiodactyla, Delphinidae. Gene Ontology annotation, biological process: Rho protein signal transduction; regulation of cell shape; positive regulation of actin filament polymerization. Gene Ontology annotation, molecular function: small GTPase binding. The transcript is spliced from 2 exons. The record is from RefSeq and is a predicted model, not a curated record.
CUAAUUUAUCCUUCCCAGCACUUUCUUUCAAUCAAGACUCCCUGCCAGUGUGCUAGCAAUGCAGUGGUGACCAGUCUCGAGAAGCAUCUGCUGAGCUCCUUCCCAGAGCAGCCUGUAACCACUGAGGGCCUACUGAGGGCAGGGAUUGGACUUAAUUCACCUUUAUCCCCAUAGGCAAACUUCAAUGAACUUUCAAUGUUUGUGGAAGGACAGACACCUGUUAAAGGAGAACCAAUUACUAACAGCUAGACCUAAAGACAAAAUAAUUGGUUAACAAUGGAGGGAAAGAGAAGUGGUGGGGGGAGGUGCCUCAGAGAAUCAGGAAAGUUUUAGGGCACAGAUAAGACUUCAGCUUUGAUUUUAGGUGGAAGGGACCUCAGAUACCAGCACUGGGGGAGGGUUUACUGGGAGCCCUGUCCGGGAAGGUACCAGCCCAAAGGGACCCACUGAGGGGUCCCAUUGAAGGUCAGUGGGAGGGAGUCUGGUGGUCUCUGCCACCCGGAUCCCCUUCUCUUAAAACAAAAACCCAGGCGAUGGAGCUGCUAACAGCUAGGGAGCUUUCACUUUGUGCUGUGUACUCUCCUGGGCCACUUUAUUAGUAACGAUCAUUUACCAAUGGAAGUUACUCCUCUAAAAAGAUUCUCAUAGGAUUCAGGCCGCGGGUCUCAGGAGUGCAUCGCCCCUGAGGCUCACUUGGAAUAGAACUCCGUUUGGGAGGCUACUCAGGAGGCAAGGGACACAGGGGAAAGCAGGAGGAUCAAAGGCAGGUCACCAGGCCCAAACCCUUCUUACACCCGCUCCGGGCCUGGCCUCGGGGCCCGGCUCCUCCCCCAUCUCGUUUCCCGUAAGAGGCUGGGAUGGAAUCCACACCCAGGCGGCGCCGACCCUGGGGGCUUGCAUCUCCCUCGUCCUGGGUCGGGGAGGGAGGCAGCAGAAACGCCCCGGGGCGGGGGCUAUUGUUGUCUGGUCACUGCUCGGAAGGGAGAAGAGCUUCAGGAGGGUCUCGUGCUAGGCCCCCGGGGGGAGUCGCGCCCCUGACCCCGUGGCCCCAGGUUGGGGGGGGGGUCAGGGCCGGAGCGCAGCCAGGCGGGGGCGCCCCGGGGCUCCACCGGCCCGGGUCCAGGAUGGCCUCCCGGCCCGAACCGCCCCCCGACGAAGCUCCCGGGGUCUUGGGCUUUCUGAUUUGAACCGCGGAGGCCGAGCGGCCCGGCUGAGGUUCCCAACCGCCAUUGGCUGCGGCGGCGCGGUGACAUCAGCGCGGAGGGGCGCGGGAGGAGCCUGGAAGGGGAGUGUCCGAGAGGCUCCCAGCCCCGAAAGCCCGAGAGCCAGAGAGAAACCGACGCCGCGCGGACAUGGGUCGUCAGCCCCGGCGCCUCGCGGAGCCCACGGAGGGGAGAGCGCAGCCGCGCCGGCCCGGCGCUCACGUCUCUGCGGACCCAGCCCUAUGAUCUCCUCCUUAUCGCCCCCUCCGCCCGCCGGACUUCAGAUCUGACCUCAGAUCCGCCUGCUGUCUCUGGAGGGGACCCCCCUCCUCCCCUCCCCCGCCCCCCGGCAAGAUGCCGAUCCUCAAGCAGCUGGUGUCCAGCUCCGUGCACUCCAAGCGCCGCUCCCGAGUGGACCUCACGGCCGAGAUGAUCAGCGCCCCGCUGGGCGACUUCCGCCACACCAUGCACGUGGGCCGGGCGGGGGACGCCUUUGGGGACACCUCCUUCCUCAACAGCAAGGCUGGGGAGCUGGACAGUGAGUCCGUGGACGAGCAGGCCGCCGCCUCCUCCAAGCGCGGCCUCCUGUCCCGGAAGUUCCGGGGCAGCAAGCGGUCGCAGUCAGUGAGCAGGGGCGACCGGGAUCACAGGGACGUGCUGGGCCCCCUGCGGGACUCGGCCCUCUUCGUCAAGAACGCCAUGUCGCUGCCUCAGCUAAACGAGAAGGAGGCCGCCGAGAAGGGCUCCAGCAAGCUGCCCAAGAGCCUGUCCUCCAGCCCCGUGAGGAAGGCCACGGGGGAGGGCGGCCCGGAGGAGGCGGGGCCUCGGCGGAAUGGGGCCUCCGCCCCCCACUCCCCAGACCCCCUCCUCGACGAGCAGGCCUUCGGGGACCUGGCGGAUCUGCCCAUGGUACCCAAGGCCAGCUUUGGGCUGAAGCACGCUGAGUCCAUCAUGUCCUUCCACAUCGACCUGGGGCCCUCCAUGCUGGGCGACGUCCUCAGCAUCAUGGACAAGGGGGAGUGGGAACCGGAGGAGGAGGGGGAGGCCGGUUGCCAUGGUGACGAGGACCCAGCAGGCGGCCCCACCCAGGCUCCCCCGCUGGCGGCGGCAGCCCCUCUCCCGGCAAGGCAGGAAGGAGCGGGGGGCCCGGACCUGCCCGCGCUGCCGUCGCGUGAGCUGCCGGAGGAGGGCUGGGCCGCGGGGGCCCCCAGCCCCGGCUCGGCCCGCAGCGGGGGCAGCAGCCACACCACGCGGGACAGCAGCUCCCUGUCCAGCUGCGCCUCGGGGGUCCUGGAGGAGCGCAGCCCCGCCUUCCGGGGGCCGGACCGGGCCCGGGCCGCUCUCCUGAGGCAGCCGGACCCCGAGUUCUCCUUCAUGGACGAGGAGGAGGAGGACGAGAUCCGAGUGUGAGGCCGGCCGGAGGUGGGGGCUCUUGGCUUUGUCUCCUCCCUGUGCCCCCAGCCCUGCAAGGUCAGCCAGGAGCUUGGCUGCGGGCCCCAGACAGACCCUGGACCUCAUGGAUAAGGGGCGCUGGCCGAGCCUGGGGGCCCUCGGAGGACUUGGAGCUGGCUCGGGUGCCUGACUGCUUUGCACACCCUGCCCUGCCUGAGCUCGUAGGACGGGGCUGUGUUCUCGCAGCGGGACUCGGCUUUCCUCUCCCUCUCCCGGCCUCCAGUGGAUGUCCGCUGUCAACUUGAGUCUCUGCCACGUGCAGCGAUAAUAGGGCAGCCAGGGGCGGCCCAGGGGCGCAAGGGCUAAGGACACUUGACCUGCCUCUUUACUCCUGGCGUUUCUGUUGUGACGGAAUAAACGCCCGUGACGGGUCACAAGUCCCGGCCCCUCCCUCCCUCCAUCCCCAGCUCCUGCACGGGGAGCCCCACGGAGGAAAGGCGGACCGAAUGUGUACAGUGAACGCGACCCUUUCCGCGGGGUGAGAACGGGAUGCAGAACGGAAGGAAGGCCCCGGGGCAUCUUGAAUUUUCAAGAGGGGGCCCUUGCAGGAUGACACUAGGACAGGCUGCAGCCCUUGCUCAGUCCCUCUGGGUUUGUUUGUUCUUGUUGUGUUUAAAUCUUUUUAGAACGAUACCAGGAACGUGUUUGUAGGCCUGCCACCAGAAGGAAAACGAAUCCUUUUAGAAAACCUUUAUACUAAGUACUUCCAAACUUUAUUUAGAACCGUAUGGGGUGGAGGUCUGUGCGUGUCUGUCCUCGGCCCCCUCCCGCAUAGCUAUUAACAACAACAGGCAGCCAGUGUAGAAAAUUUCUGGAAAAUGAUUAUUAAAAAAUAUGUCAUUCCUAUGGGGGGAUAAAACCUCUUUUGACUGGGUUGUUCAACCCCCGACUGACUACGUCCCUCUGCCAGCAGAGCCCCCUUCCCCACUUCUGAGUCAGUGGUCCUGAGGGUAUAGGGUUGUCAGAUUUAGCAACAAAACAAAACAAAAACCAGAAUGCUGAGUUAAAUUAGAGUUUCAGGCAUGCAAAGGAUGAUUUCUUAGUGUAAGUAUGCCGCAUGCCAUGUUUGUAAUACACUCAUGCU